Molecule: messenger RNA, 2060 nt
Organism: Aedes aegypti (yellow fever mosquito)
Lineage: Eukaryota; Metazoa; Arthropoda; Insecta; Diptera; Culicidae
Exons: 2
Coding region: 378-1787 (469 amino acids)
Molecular function (GO): GTP binding
Source: RefSeq, a predicted model, not a curated record
CGCGUACACUGCUACGGCUAUUUGAGCUCAGACUUUACGUAAAGAUUUAAUUUAUAUGAUGUGAGCGAUAUUACCGUCCAUAUAUGGCAGACUAACUUGCACACAAACCGCAUAGAUGAAAUGCGUGGGAGAUCGCUGAAAUAAGGUUGCAAUCGCUUAUGUGGCGUUGGAAAAUUUGUUUUUAAUUUGGACUAUGACCGCAAUUUGAUAAAAAGCCUUGUAGACUUGUGGUCAACAAGAAGAUCAUUGAAAAUGGAUUUAGCACUGCUAUAAAAGUAACGUAAUCGACCAUCAUUUGCUCACAGAGUCGCUUCUUCGAUGGUUUGUUCUCCUAUAAAAGCUAUAAAGUUCAUUCCACAUACAGGUCUGCCGCAACUAUGAAUCAACGAUCUGAACUUAAGGUGAUCUUGAUGGGUGAAACUGGAGCAGGAAAGUCCACUCUUGUCAAUUAUUUUGCCAACUACUUUAUGAAUGGUUCCAUCCAGAAUCUUAAAAUCGCUAUCCCUACAAAGCAUUACCAGCAGAAUAUAGAAGGCCUUCCCAUUCAUUCUGAGAAGGACAUUCGGGAUACCACCAAGAGUCAAACGCAGAAGAGUAGUGUCUACAAUUUCACGAAAAACAGACAACAGUACGGCAUUAUCGACACUCCGGGGCUAAGUGACAAUACAGUCGGGGCAGACAAAGACAACGAACAUAUCGCCAAUAUUGUAGCUGCUGCUUCCAAUACAGAAGCUAUCGCUGCAAUCAUCCUUGUCAUAAAUGGUGCCGUGGCCAGGGUUACGGUGAGCCUGAGAAACGCAAUAAAUCGACUGAAAGGUGUUGUGCCAGACAUUCUUUUGAAUAACCUUAUCGUUGUUCUCACCAACUGUUCUGCAGAUAAGGCAAACUUUGAUCUAUCAGUGCUCAAACCAUGGACAUUUUCCGACGAUAACAUAUUCUACAUGAACAACAAUGCUUUAGCAAAGUCUCCAAAUUAUUGGAACAAAGACAUGAAAAAGAAGAAUAGUAUGAUCAAUCAGUGGAACAAUUCUAUGACGGAACUUGCAAAAGUCGUCACGAAAAUCAAUACACUUGGACAAAUAUCAUCCAGUGCGUUUAGAGAAAUGCGUCAUCUUACGAAUGAAAUCACAACUAAUCUCAAUGACUGCAAACCAAUUGUUCAAAUGAUCUACAACACACAAAAAAAUUUCAUUUUUUUACAAAAUUGCAGAAUAAAUGCUAUAGCGGGCAUUUUAGCUAAUUCAAAUUAUACAAUACAAGAGCAAAAGGAAAUUGUUUCUUUAAGACCCACUUCAAACUGGAAUGUCAUUUGUCAUAAAUGUAAUGCGAGCACCGAAUGCUGCCCUGACUGUAAAGCUGUUUCGGUAGCAUUUUGUAGCAAAGUUGCUGGAUACAAAUGUACAAAGUGCGGUUGCAGUCCAGACUCACAUGUGCUGACCAAAUUCAAGCCAAUUAAAAGUUAUCAAACGGUAGCGAAGAUCGAUACCAAUACAAAAAAGCUGUUUGAUGAACAUACAAACACAUUGACCAUACUUGGAGGUCAAAUAUUCAACCUUGAAACAUCUCUUGAAUCGUACAAAAUUAAUUUCAUCACGAGAAUUCAUUCUAUUAAACAAAGUUGCAACAAACUCAAAAGAAUAUGCUCGCAAAUGAAGUUUACCCCAGAACAAGUGAACGCUAUUCGCGAGAUAAUGAUCAAUGCAAGAAACAUUUCAAAUAUUGACGAUUCGUCUGACGCUCAAGCUAGGGUAAUUUAUUUGCAAACUGUCGAAGAAACAUUUGAUUAGAGAACAUGUAGCAAAACUAUGACUCAAUAGACAUGCUGGUACCUUGGUUUUUCAUGAUAACUUGAUACAUAGUUUUGAUUCCAUCUUGUAAUUUACACCUAAAACAAUAAUUUUCUAUUAUUAAUACUUAUGUUUUGUUUGGAUUAAAUUAACAGUUUAUUGGUGUAAAAUGAACUGGGAGUCUAACUUUCAAGUAUUCUUUUCAAUGUAUCUGAUCAUAAUCUCAAAAGAGAAUCAAAAAAGUAAAUUUGAGUACCUUCUAUCUUUUAAUUC